AUGGGAAAUAAUACAGUAGAACAGAAUAAUACCGUGGAACACAUACUGCAUAUACAGAUUGUAACAGAUGCCAGUUUAAAAAUACGUGAUUUAGAUUGUCAUUUGACCAAGGCAUGCGACGUGAAAACUCCAGUUGAUAUAUUUACCCAGAGCAGGAUUAAAGAACGUUUUGAACAAAACGAAUUUCGUGGACGUUUGCUGUUAGGCGACUCUGAUUUGAAAUGCUCAUCAUAUCUUUAUACACCGGUCCUCUAUGGCAUAACAUUGGCCGAACAGGCCUUUAAUAGUUCAUUACGUUUAACAUAUGAACCGGCAAGAAAAUCGUUGAAAUUAUUACAACAUCGUUUUGGUAUUUUAAAUGAUGAAUUUCAUGGUUCACACACAACUGCCCGGCAUAUUGUUAUCGCUUUGGUAUUGCUGCAUAAUAUGGCAUUGGAAUGGAAAGAUUCAUCGAUAGAUCCCGGUAGUUUGAAGGAUUAUGAAAAUCAUCACUAUGAGAUACUAACAAAUACUGAAGAACGCAGCC
This is a messenger RNA of Musca vetustissima, 526 nucleotides long. RefSeq lists its product as uncharacterized. The transcript is spliced from 2 exons. NCBI's taxonomy places the organism in Eukaryota, Metazoa, Arthropoda, Insecta, Diptera, Muscidae. The annotation marks the transcript as partial. The record is from RefSeq and is a predicted model, not a curated record.